AUGCCUCCCCUGGUGAAGGAAGUGGUCUGUUUGGCUGUGAAACAGGCUGCCUUGGGCAUAGCCGUGGUGGACUCUUUCUUGCUGGAGGGACUUAAACAAAGGCUGGAGGUAUCAAAGCACAGGCUGGAUGACCAUCUGUCGGGGUGCUGUAACUGCACCUUGCAUUGCCAAGUCUGCACUGGACAGGAAGCUGGAGUAGGUCACAGCAAGACACUCUGCACCUGCUCAGGCACUUCAAGUACUGCUGGGGCGCUAGCUUCCAAUGAAUGCGAAGCAGAUUCUUGGCUCCGCGUAGCAUCACGCUUCAGCGGCUCUUUCGACAAGAAAAGGCGAGCGGCUUCUCGCUUGGCUGUUUUUGACAGCCGCACCGGGGCCGCUUGGCGAGGGCCGCGGAGAGAGAGUGACCGCCUGAGCGGCGCUCGCGAGUUUCCGAACCUGCCUUUCGAUAGCCGGACUCGGAAAAGGGAGACGCUGCUGGCAAAGCGACCAGGUCUGCCUGCACCUGACACGGAUCUGGCGAUUUGCAAGACGAAGGCGGCACACCUCACCCAGGGAGCCAGGAGCAGGAGCUCCCGCGGUAGCACCAGCGAGGGGUGCCGUCCCAUCCCGGCGCAGGUGCCGAGGCAGCAGCAGCAGCAGCGACCGACCGAGAGCAGCAUGGAUGGCGGUGGCGGUGGCGCCGCCAGCCCGGACGCGUUUCCCUCCUCCCGCGCUGUCUCCGAGGUCUUCCGCUCGGCCCUGACCAUGACCAAGGGACUCUCCAUCUUCCUUGAUAUACUGAGAAGAGCAGACAAAAACGAUGAUGGCAAAUUGUCCUUUGAUGAAUUCAGAGCUUACUUUGCUGAUGGAAUCCUAAGCAGAGAAGAGCUGCAUGACCUGUUUCACACGAUUGAUACACACCACACUGACAACCUUGACACUGAAGAACUGUUUGAAUAUUUUUCCCAGCACCUGGGAGAAUAUGAGAAUGUGCUGUCAGCUUUGGAAGACCUCAACGUAUCCAUACUGAAGGCAAUGGACACCACAAAGGAAAAUUAUCAGGAAGCUUCUAAGUUGGAACAGUUUGUGACUCGCUUUUUACUGAAAGAAACCCUGAAUCAGCUACAGUCUCUCCAUAACUCCCUGGAAUGUGCCGUGGAAACCACAGAAGAGCAAACCCGUCAAGAAAAGGGAGAUUUCCCUCCUCACCUAUCACCACACAACAGGCCAGCAAAGCCAGAAGUGCUCAAAAUUCAGCAGCCAGGAAGACGUUUAAGUAGAAGACUCCAGAGGAAUAAUAGUUUUUCUCCAUCCAGCCCUCUCUUUAAUUCAGGCUGGCUGGAGGAGGACAAGCAAUGGAUGACCCAAAUAAACAGACUCCAGAAGCUGAUUGACAGGCUGGAACAGAAGGAUCUCAAACUUAAGCCACUAGAAGAAGAAAUAUCAGAAGGAAGUGCUACAUCUCACAUAAUGAUUGUUCAGCGGCAGAUGUCGGUAAUAGCAGAAGAACUAGAACAGUUUCGAUUUGCUCUGAAGCAGUAUGUAGACACUGCCUCUUCUCAGGAUGGAUGUCUGCAUGUUUCCAUUCAGAAGAUUUCAAGAGAAUCCCGCUUCAUUAUUUAUGAAUUUUGGGAGAACAAUGCCUGGAACAGUCACCUGCAGACAAACUACAGCAAGAUAUUCCAAAGGAUUAAUGUGGAUUGCCUGAAAACUCCAGAACACAUUACAACUAUGCUAGUGCCUGCUUCCUGGUGGGUUCUGAACAACAACUAG
Molecule: messenger RNA, 1752 nt
Organism: Varanus komodoensis (Komodo dragon)
Lineage: Eukaryota; Metazoa; Chordata; Lepidosauria; Squamata; Varanidae
Gene: NECAB1
Product: N-terminal EF-hand calcium binding protein 1
Exons: 14
Coding region: 1-1752 (583 amino acids)
Biological process (GO): regulation of amyloid precursor protein biosynthetic process
Cellular component (GO): cytoplasm
Molecular function (GO): calcium ion binding
Source: RefSeq, a predicted model, not a curated record